Molecule: messenger RNA, 2064 nt
Organism: Vigna radiata var. radiata (mung bean)
Lineage: Eukaryota; Viridiplantae; Streptophyta; Magnoliopsida; Fabales; Fabaceae
Exons: 5
Coding region: 1-2064 (687 amino acids)
Source: RefSeq, a predicted model, not a curated record
AUGGCCUCCAACGACAAAACUUUUCCCGACCCAAUCAUCUGCUCCGCCCAGAUCCUCCUACCACAGAUUCCUCCUCGCCGGAAACAUCGAAAUCCCGGCAUUGCCAUCGCUUUCCGUCUCAGAAGUUCACGCAACAAAAAACACUCUGCAGGUGACAGCACUUCCCCUGUCAAAUUUUGGAAAGGUUCUCAGAAAAACGAGAUUUCAGCAAGGAGGCUCGCUGCAGAGUGGUGGCAGUGGCAGUUCAUGGGCGGUGACGUGUUCCCAUGUGCACCAUCGUUACCUUCGUCUAGGUAUCAGGCAGCACAAUUGAAUCUGAAGACACGUGACAUUCCCUGGGCAUGCCUUGAUGAUUAUCAGCUUAUGCUUACUCAGUAUUUCAUCGGUUAUGGUCUUAUUUAUUUUAUUUUACCAUUUGAUAUGGUCAAACGUUUUAUCUUCAACAUGGCAAUAUACUCAAAGAGUAGUAGCUCUGAUAAGAUUAGUACCCUGGAAUCUGUCGAGCUUGCUAACGGGAAGCCCAGGUUUCAUCAUUAUCAAAAUUCUGGAGAAAAACUUAAAGAGAGAAAAGAUGAGAAAAUGAAGUCAAUAACCAUUUUGCGUUCAAGAAAUGGACUUCGACGAGAGCUUGAAUCUUCAAUACAAUGUCUCAAAUGUUCAAAAGAAGAGGCAACAAAAUCGAACCCUGCCCUUAAAGAUGAAAAAUCCAACAAGUUUAAGCAUCUUGAAGCCAAAGAAAUUGCUGGCCACCAUUACUUUGGCAUCACUAAUUUGCUAGAACUCCUACGCUCUCAGAGGGCCAUCAAUGAACUUAAAGCUGCACAGAAGUCCUCUAAGAAAAUAGUGGAACAACUGUCGCAGAAUGUUGAAGACAAAAGAGUCUUCCGCAAAUGUAGAGAAUGCAAGAACACUGAAACAGUGUUAGAUGACUUAAAAGACAAGUUGUCAAGGGAAAAAAGAAGUAGAGAAAGGAUUGAGUUGUUCAAUGCCAAAUUGGUACAUGAACUGGCUAAAACCAAGAUAUAUUCCCAGCAGUGCAUGACAAACUACAGCAAAGAAAAGAAAAAAAGAAAAAUGUUAGAGGAAGUGUGUAAUGAAUUAGCCAUGCAAGUGAGGGAAGACACGGCUAAGCUUGAGGAAUUGCUAAGCGAUUCCGUGAAGAUUUGCAAGGAAGUGGAAGAAGAGAGGGAGAUGAUGGAAAUGGCUGAGCUAUGGCGAGAAGAACGUGUACAAAUGAAGCUAGCCGAUGCACAGAUUUUACUUGAAGAUAAAUAUAAUGAGAUGGUCCAGUUGAUUGCUUUUCUCCAAGUGUUCUUGAGAUCAAGGGGUGCCGAGAUAGACACCACUGAACUAGAGGACGCUCAAUUGAUCAAAGAGAUAGUUGAAUCAGUGAGUAUUAAACGCAUUGUAGAGCUUUCAUAUGAUUUCUCGAAGUCAGAUGUUUCAACUUUCGAGGAGCUAAUUGGAAAAGACAACACAGGUUCCUAUAUCGCAUUUACUAGCCCCUUGUCCAACAUACACAUUGAAAGUCUUGAUGAAGUGCUGAAUGAAAGUCCUAAACAUCAUACGAGUCCUUGCAGUGACUAUGAUAUUUGCUUAGAACUAACUAAUUCGACGGAACCUAUCGGCUAUACGGAGGAUCAGAAGUGUGUUGAUUUUAACCAAGAGAAGGAUACAUUUGGUUUGAAAUCUUUGAAGACAGGAAUUAAUGGGGUAUGCUCAGCAUCUGUGGGAAACUUAAAGAGGAAAGCUUUUCUUACUUCUAAACAACUAAGGUCAUGCCUGAACGGUGGAAUAACGAUUUCCUCGUCAAAAUCGUCUCAAUGUAAAAGGGCAGGCCUAGGUGAUGGUUGGCACAAACAAAAGGAGUGCAACCGUAGAAUUCCAACAAGCCCUAUUCAAAAUGCAGGGAGUAGUUCUCAGUUUAAAGAUUCUGGUGAAGGUAGCUUCAAACCCUCCGAGCUGUUGGAACAAGGAAACUGUGCAUACAAUAACAUGAACCCACACAUAAACCGUGGGAUGAGAGGGUGCACAGAAUGGCCUCGGCGUCUUACCAAAGACUAA